CUGUAUAAACACAAACUCACUUCCUUGACAACAUCUCUGCGCUGCUCCGCGAAGCGCAAGAACCAUGAAUGCCAUGACUUCUGUAGAGGCUAUCACCGUACCGUAAACGCUGCACGACCAAUGCAGACUAUAGGUUGACCAUACAGCGCCUUUAAUAGUCGUGGACGGGGAUCGAAGCUGCAUGAUUGAAUGCGAGUUGCUGAUGCUGCGUUGCACAACAAAACCGCAAACAAGAAGGGAGACCGAGGACUUGGCAUAUAGUUACGUUGUUGUUUCUGUUUGCUAUGAGAAAACAAUCUCAUUUUGUUCCUGAAAGUCGCAUUUUGAAAUUAAACCGGCAUCUCAGUCGCAUGAAAUAGCCAAAUGCGGCUCGCAUCCUAUCACACUCUCCCUUUCAGCUCCAGCUCAGCAUCCAUAUUUUUUGUGCAUCCCUGUGUUGGUGUAUAGGGAGUGGCAACCUUCUGAUAAAUCAACCGAUCAGCGCACCCCUCUCCUCUAGGAAAAACAAAUACGUCUAUGCGUAAAUUGUACAUUUAAAGCUAAAAUGGAGAGAGAUUGCCACCAUUCCGAUUCCUAGUGCCUCAAACCGAAAGCCUUGAUAGGGACUUUCUCAUCCCUGCACAUCUCCCCUGUACAUGAUGAACAUGCUGAAGUCCAGUGGACUGAAGAUCCCUGGCAGGGGCCCAAAGCACUCCCCUGGCCCCGUGGGACGAACCUCUGCUGGGGGAUCUGCUUCCGGCACUGUGGGCCAUAAAGACAACUCCCCACACAAGCAGACCUCCCCACUCCCCAGCAGCAAUGCCUCGGAGAAGUCGUGCUCCAAAACAUCCGAGGUGGGGGACGAUGUCCUGGGGGACUACGUAGUUGGCGAAUGUGUCUGGGUCAACGGGGUCAAACCGGGCGUCAUCGCCUACCUGGGCGAGACCCAGUUCGCCCCGGGACAGUGGGCUGGGGUGGUCCUCAACGACCUGUUGGGCAAAAAUGACGGCUCUGUGGGCGGCGUGCGCUACUUUGAGUGCCAGCCACACCAGGGCAUCUUCACGCGCCCCUCCAAGCUCACCAGGCAACCGGUGGGCGAAGGGAGCGAAGGCCACUCUGCUGAUUCCCUGACGGCUCAGAACCUGACGCUUCAUGGCGUCAACGGGGCUUCGCCCGCUGGUCAGCGCGUGGUUAUGCCACUCAGGGAAGGCAUGCUCAACAGUUCGGUGAAGACGGGUAACGAGUCAGGUUCCAACAUGUCCGACAGCGGCUCGGUCAAGAAAGGCGGGGAUAAGGACCUUCGAGUGGGAGACCGCGUGCUGGUGGGGGGCACUAAGACAGGAGUGGUGCGCUACGUGGGGGAGACUGACUUUGCCAAGGGUGAGUGGUGCGGCGUGGAGUUGGACGAGCCCCUGGGGAAGAAUGACGGUGCAGUGGCUGGAACCAGGUACUUCCAGUGUCCGCCCAGGUUUGGACUGUUUGCACCCAUCCACAAGGUGAUCCGUAUCGGUUUCCCCUCCACCAGCCCGGCCAAGGCCAAGAAGAGCAAGCGCAUGGCCAUGGGGGUGUCAUCCUUGGCCCACAGCCCCAGCAGCUCGUCCAUCAGCUCUGUUAGCUCUGUGGCUUCCUCAGUGGGCGGGCGGCCCAGUCGAACUGGCCUGCUCACAGAGACGUCGUCACGCUAUGCCCGCAAAAUUUCAGGCACUACUGCGCUGCAGGAGGCCCUGAAAGAGAAACAGCAGCACAUCGAGCAGCUGCUGGCCGAGAGGGACCUGGAACGGGCUGAGGUGGCAAAAGCCACCAGCCACAUCUGUGAGGUGGAGAAGGAGCUCAGUGUCCUCAAGGCCCAGCACCUGCAGUAUGUCACAGAGACUGAAAGCAACCUCCAGCAAGUCAAAACUCUGUUGGCAAGCACUCAGAAGGACAAAGUAGAGCUGGCCAAUCAGCUUGAAGAAGAGAAAAGGAAAGUGGAAGACCUUCAGUUCAGAGUGGAGGAAGAGUCAAUCACCAAAGGAGACCUUGAGACUCAGACGAAAUUGGAGCAUGCCCGUUUUCGGCAGCUUGAGCAGAAUCUGUUCCUCGAAAAGUCGAGAGCAGAAAAGCUUCAGAAAGAAUUAGAGCAAAGCACAGUUGAGGAGCAGAGCCGCGUCAUGCAGCUGGAGGAUGAACUGGCUCUGCGUCGGGCCGAGAUCGGGGAGCUCCAGGUCCGGCUCCGUGAUGCGGCCAAGGACGGGGACUCCACCCAGGGGCCGGUGGCCCAGUCGGAAACCAUUCUGCUCCGGGAGCAGCUCCUGACGGCAGGCCGGGAGCACCACAAGGAGAGCAGCCAGCUGAGGGAGAAGUACGAGGCUGCAGUGGCAACGGGCCAGGAGGAGACAGACAAACUGAAAGCCACGGUGGACAAACAGAGCCAGGAGAUCAUUGAGCUGAAGCAGAAAGUCCAGCAGGCCUCUACAGAGAACAUGGAGAUGAUGGACAACUGGAAGGUCAAGCUGGACACCCUGGUCAACGACCACCAGCGUUCCCUUGAGGACCUGAAGGCCUCGCUGUCCAGCGGCUCGGCCAAAGGCCAGGAGCAGGAGCCCCAGGAGCUGAGGACCACACUGGAGAGCCUGCGCAUGGAGCACCAGCUGGAGCUGGAGAAUCUCAAGGCCAGGCAUGAGAUCGAGGCAGCCAUGCUGGCCAAGGAGCGUGACGAUCUGCGCUCACGCCUGCAGGAUGCCAAGGACCAGCUGGUCGAGAACAGCCAGAACUGGAAUAGCCAGGCCCAGAUGAAGGCCAGGAGUGACCAGCAGGCCCUGGAGCUGAGGGAGGUCUGGGAGAAGUUCCAGAAGGCCCAGCUGAGGGUGGGCGAGCUGGAGAGGCUGCAGGGCGAGCAGGACGGCGCCCGAGACAAGCUCCAGGAGCGCUUGGAGCUGGCUGAGAAGAAGAUGGUGGACUACAAGGCCCUGCAGAAGGCUGAGGCCCAGAGUAGACAGGAGCUCUACAGCCUGGAGGAGAAGCUGAGGGUGACUGAGAACCGGCUGCAGGCGGUGCAGGAUGACCACCACAUGCCACAGGAUGCCAAUGUUAUAGAAAAUAAUGACAUCUUGGAGGAAAAGAUGAAGCUAAAACAGAAUGUUGAAGAAACCAUGGAGAAUCUGACCAAAAGAGAAAGAGAGGUCUCUACUCUCACAUCACAUGUCGAUGCCCUCAAAUCACAGAUAACUGCCUUGGAGGGCAAAGUUCGCUUGGGUGAGAAGAAGGGCGAUGCCCUGGUCAAGGAGAAGAUGCGCCUGGAGGCCGACCUCGAGUGCAUGACCAAGAAGUCCCAUGAUGCAUCGGGACAGCUGCUUGUCAUUAGCCAGGAGCUACUGAAGAAGGAGAGGAGUCUGAACGAGUUAAGGGUGUUACUGCUGGAUUCCCCUCGCCACUCGCCCGGCCUGGACCGGGACCUGAGCCGAGAGGUGCACAAGGCUGAGUGGAGGGUGAAGGAGCAGAAACUCCAGGAUGACAUCAAGACCCUGAGAGACAAACUGCUCCUGCUGGGCAGGGAGAGGGGCUCGUCCCCAGAUCACAGGCGCUACUCUAUGCUGGACCCGUCGACCCUGGACUCGGAGGUGACACUUCUGCGCCAGCGGCUCAUGAGCACAGAGGAGGCUCUGAGGGGAGCCCUGGAGCACAACCAGGAAGUGGACCAGCUGGUGCAGGCCAUGCGCACGCACCCAGACAAGAGCGAGGUGCAUGGUGGUGCAAAUUCAGCCAAUGGAAUUCAUCAACAGAAUUCGUCCUUUACUCAAGAUGAACAACACUGAUAUAGGAGAAGAAGAGCUCAUCUUGAAUUGGGGAAAUACAGAGGUACAUUUUAAAAGAAGAAGUCAGUACGACUUGGGACUAGCACGCCACUGGACUCCAGACAACAUUUCCUGUUUACAGUUACUACCAAAACAAUGUCUCUCUAUCUCAAUAUGUACAUUCAUCUGUUGCAAAAAAGAAAAACACCCAUUAGCCAAACUUAAGACAGCUUGAAGAUACUGUAAAAUGGUUGACAGAGGUGAAGAAUUAUAGGUAUGACUUUUGAAAACUGAUACAUACCCUGCCUACAUACCCAAGGAUGGUAUUGGACAUUUGGGCAUGAGAUAACCUUUUAUCUUAGUUUAUUAGAGAUCGUGACCCUAUGAGCCUUGAAGGAUGAAUUGUGACUCCAGAGAAUGAAAUGACUCUGGUGUCUGAUUGAAAACAAAGAUUAAGAAUUUGGCCUCAAUCCAUCACUUUUUGUUUUAUUUAUUUGCCACACUCCUUUUUUUUAAUCCUUCUUAGAUUACUGUAGCUGAUUUGACCAGUGACGUUCAAUUUGCUUCAUAGCGAACAUGUGAAUGAAACGGGGACGCUGCUGGAUUUAAGCUGAUGUUGUAUCUACAUAUGAAUAUAGCUGCAUUAUCUGAAACCUGUGCAUACUGUAAUUGUGUAUUUAGUCAACUGAACCAAUGCAACUUGGUGCCGUAUGUGCACCAAAUAGCUAUCAGUUUAAUGGUUUACUCAUUUGAACUUAAGUAAUCCUUAAUUCCACUGUGGCUUUACUGGAUAGUGGGAAACCAUACCACUUUGUAGUGUUUUCAUACACGUGAGGGGAAAAAAAUGAAAAAAGAAAGUCUUCACUUCCUAUUGUUGAUCAUUUAUCUAAAGAAAGUUCAACCUAGAUUAAUGCCUUGGGAUCACUUUGUCCUUUGAUUCGAGUAGGCCACUCAACGGCUGUUUGGAGCACAACGCAAACAAUGGAACAUUCAAAGCUUGUGUCCGAAAUGGCACUCUAUGACCAAUAUAGUACACUACUUUUGACCAGAAAAGUAGUGAACUAUAUCGGGAAUAGACUGCCAUUAGGGAUGGAGGCCUACUGUAACUGCUUCCUCCAUUCUGGAAGAUCCCUCCCUUCUGGAUGUAAACAACUAAUCACAAUGUACAGAAUUGAUACGUUACGGUCUUCCAAAUGUUAUUAUCUCCAUUGAACAAGCCAACAGGGAGAUUCUAAAUGCAGUCCAUUACUGUAUUCUUGGGAGAUUAGUUGAUAUUCUGGUUGCGUCUCGAAUGGCACCCUAAUUUCCUACGUACAGUGAGCUCCAAAAGUAUUGGGACAGUGACAAAUGUUUUGUUGUUUUGGCUCUAUACUCCAGCACUUUGGAUUUGAAAUGAUACAAUAACUAUGAGAUUAAAGUGAAGACUGUCAGCUUUAAUUUGACGGUAUUUUCUUUCCUUAUCGGGUGAACCAUUUAGAAAUUACAGCACCUUUUGUACAUAGUCCCCCCAUUUUAAGGGACCUUAGGUAUUGGGACAAAUUCACUUAUGUGCAUUAAAGU
Messenger RNA from Oncorhynchus tshawytscha (Chinook salmon), 5312 nucleotides. Its product is annotated as CAP-Gly domain-containing linker protein 2-like. The transcript is spliced from 18 exons. Gene Ontology annotation, molecular function: microtubule plus-end binding. The record is from RefSeq and is a predicted model, not a curated record. Gene Ontology annotation, biological process: cytoplasmic microtubule organization. The coding region runs from base 636 to 3773 and encodes 1045 amino acids. NCBI's taxonomy places the organism in Eukaryota, Metazoa, Chordata, Actinopteri, Salmoniformes, Salmonidae. Gene Ontology annotation, cellular component: nucleus; cytoplasm; microtubule plus-end.